This is a messenger RNA of Aspergillus steynii IBT 23096, 2362 nucleotides long. RefSeq lists its product as uncharacterized. The record is from RefSeq and is a predicted model, not a curated record. The coding region runs from base 208 to 2316 and encodes 702 amino acids. Gene Ontology annotation, molecular function: DNA-binding transcription factor activity, RNA polymerase II-specific; DNA binding; zinc ion binding. Lineage: Eukaryota; Fungi; Ascomycota; Eurotiomycetes; Eurotiales; Aspergillaceae. The transcript is spliced from 6 exons. Gene Ontology annotation, biological process: DNA-templated transcription; regulation of DNA-templated transcription.
CAGGGAGAUGGACAGAGUACGCAUGACGGUUUCACCAUUUCUCAAUGAUUCCCUUCAUGUCGCUUACCCUCUCCUGGAUUUAGUCAGCUACCGAUAAAACCCUCGGGCCGCCGGAAGGAAUGUCAUUCCAGCCCCUCUCAACCAUCACGAGCCCAUGCUUUUCAUCUUUCUGACGGACCUGACGGGAGAACAGUGUUAUAACCUAAGAUGGCCGGUCCACAGUCUUCGCGUGUUGGAACGGUCCGUCGCGCCAAGGCUUGCAAUACAUGCCGACGAAAGAAAACCAAAUGUGACGGCAAACGGCCGAUUUGUUCGUCAUGCCACGCCUUUAAUUUCUCAUGCACUUUUCAGGAUACCUUGAAGGAACCGAAUCGGUCGAGCCGUGCUUACGUUGCGGAUUUAGAGCGACGCGUCCAGAGUAUGGAGGAGCAAUUGCAGCAUCAGAGUCCAUCAAGAACGCUGCAUGAAAACCCAGUCAAUCUGGAUGACCAGUCGACCCCAGACCCAGGUUCUCCGACCCUGAGAGAUGGAUCUGAGAUUGAUUCGAUCCGGGCAGGUAAUCAUACUUCUCGCGAGAGACGCCCUGACGACGCCGGCGACGAAGAUGGCAGUACGGACUACGACAGUGGAAUUGAUCAAACAUCCUACGUCAUUAACGGUAGGGAUGGCCGAAUGCGAUUUUUUGGAGCCUCUUCAGGGCUCUCAGCGGCCGCGGCCCAUGCGACAAGCCGGGCAACCGGACCGGGGGUGACAGCAUGGCGCCCUGCCGUCAGAAAAGGCGCAACGCAAUGGCAGUUGACUAGCUGGUUUCCUCGCGUUUUACAAGAUGACUUCGAAAAACGUGCGUUUCAGCCACUCCCCAGCAAAAACAUCACUACGCGGCUAGUGGAUGAGUAUUUCGCAGAUCUCAACCAAGCCAUCCCGUUAUUUAACAAAGCAUCGUUUAUGAUGUUAUUGGAGAGGCAGUUUUCAUGGAGUCCGGACGAAAGUCCUUCAUGGUGGGCCUCACUGAAUGUUGUCCUGGCAUUCGCAUACCGACAAAGAGCACAAACAACGGAUGAAAGCGGCGAGAGCUGGCAGCUGUCUCUAGGGCACAUAAAAAACGCGAUGAAUGUGGUAGUAGAGUUUUUCAUGCGUGCUGCAGACCUUCUUACUGUACAGGCGAUGCUAGGAUUGGCAAUCUAUUUUCAAGGAACACCAAAUCCUCAGUCCUUGUUCAUGUUCGCGUCGGCAGCAAUGCGUCUAUCACAAUCAAUUGGUUUGCAUCGGGGUUUCACCUUUGGACUGACUACACCUGAAGUCGAGGAAAGGAGACGGGCAUUCUGGGUUGCCUUCGUUCUAGACGCAGAUAUCUCCCUCCGAGUCGGUCGUCCGCCGGUCCAAGACGAGCAUGAUUACGACACGCCGCUGCCGGCCGAGAGUCCUGUUGAUGGUAAAGGAAUCUUGACACUGGAGGAGGCUGAAAUUAACUUCUUUCGUCUGCUAUCGCAGCUUUCUUUAAUACAGCGGCGCAUGUAUCAACACCUCUACGCCGCGUCGGUCCAACAGCAGCCAAGAGCGAGCCUCCUGAAAGAAGUAAAGGGAUGUGAAGAUGCCCUGGUGGAGUGGAAGCAGUCUCUUCCCAUAACCUUUGAGUCCUAUUCAACCUCCUCUCAAAUCUCGGCCUCUCAGCAUAUUCUGCGCCUCAAGUUUGCCUAUUACUGCUGCUAUGCGAAUCUAUACCGAGCCAGAGUCUUCGAGUCUUCAUACCAAUGGAACGUCCUUUACUUUCCAGCUGCAGCUUCAGGAACGUUAGCACUUGGGAUAUUCAUGACGCCGGGCCAUGAAACAGCUAGCCAUGAUCUUUCGCUGAUUUGCGAGACAAUAGACUAUCUCUCUGAGAUCUCCACCCAGGAGCCUGGGACUUAUGUUGAUCAUGUCCUCAGCGUAUGCGCUGAGUUUAAAGCUGCUAGCAAAAGAGCACUCGAGCAUCGACCAAGGAGCACGCAUCAGCGACUAGGAAAUGCACAUCCGAUGGAUGCUGAAAAAGUGUCGAAUGUAUCCAUGUCUCGAGCUUUUAUGAAUGAGGAAGGCAUGGAUGCUGCUCCAUCUACAGAGCCAAUCACUUCUUCAGAGAGUCUGAACAGCGGCACAACUCACAUGGAGCCAUUGAAUAGCGACCUUGCACUUUUUGACGUGGCAUCUGAUCCAGUGAUGAACUGGCAAUGGUCGAUUCCUCCAUUUUGGAAUUGGCAAGACAUGAUGAGUGGAGCACCAGGUCCCGGAAUGGGAAACGAGAAUUCACCAGAUUUCCACGACCAAUCAUUGGGUGUCUAGAGUUCUAUCCUUUGUGUACAGAUAUGUUAUAUUUACAAAUGCUGAC